CGACGAAGGAUCACCUUUUGCAUCAGCGUCACGGCUGCAGUCGCCGUUCCGUGACGGCGCUGAAAAUGGCCUCAUGGCACUGUAUUAGAGCCCAGGCCGCCAUGGCGCCCACUCUUUUAUUGUGGCCUCUUCCUAUGUGCCUCAACUUUCCAGUCAUCCUGCCAUCUUCCUAUCUCAUUUAUAUUAUUAUUCUGGGUUCCUGUAUUUACAAGCUUUUUUUCCAUAUACCAAUUUCCACAUUACUGCAUGAACAAGAAGAAGCUUGCUCACUGCUUUAUAUUUGCUCUCUAGCUUUGCUGUGUCUUCGUCUUACUUUCUACCCCCUCCCUCUCCAUACAAAACCGGUGUUCGUUCGUUAUCUAAUUCCGUUGAAUCCAAGCGAUGAAAUGCCCACUGUCCUGACUGAAUAGACAUCUGCGUGACGCUACAUAUGAGACAGAUUUGACGGAGCCAGAUGAUACCCCGAGCCCAUGAAAACGUUUUCAGGCGGAUGAAAGCCACCCCGCUUUGGAAUCAGGAGAACCUGAUGACGCAGGAGAAUUCUACAAUGACCCACUUGAUGAUACUGGGAUCGACCUGUUCAAGAUCCCUGAAGAUUUUGAUAAGGCAGAAGGAACAAUCUUGCAGUGAGAGUGGAUUUAAACUCACUGGAAACAGUACUGUGACGUAUACUUAGCUGUUGGUUUUAGUGCUGACGAGUCUGAACUAGAAAG
Messenger RNA from Aspergillus glaucus CBS 516.65, 713 nucleotides. RefSeq lists its product as uncharacterized. NCBI's taxonomy places the organism in Eukaryota, Fungi, Ascomycota, Eurotiomycetes, Eurotiales, Aspergillaceae. The annotation marks the transcript as partial. The transcript is spliced from 3 exons. The record is from RefSeq and is a predicted model, not a curated record.